UUAGAAACCGAUGCAAUUAACUACUGUACCCUCCCUACACGGGAUCAUCAGUGCUCGUGGCGUCAUCAAUAUAAACAUCAUCGUUUCAAAAUGGCGGAAGAAAGCGGUGGAGAAAGUUGGUGGGGAGCUUGGGGAACCGAGUUGUUGUCGAAUGUCAAAGCGAAGUCUGCAGAAACAUUUUCUCUUGUAAAACAAGACCUCGCAGAGUUCGUCACCACAAUUCAGCAUGAUACAACUGUUACUGUAGCUGAAACUGCCAACACUGUUAAAGAAAAGCUUAAGGUUGAAGAAGAUGAAACAGAUGGGUCAACAACAGCUGUUAUUAGACAAGGUGUCUCACAUUGGCUUGGCUCACUUUCUACUGCACUAAAGGAAAAUGUUACUCAGAUGACUGCAAUUGUUGAUGAAGAGCCAGCAAGUACCCACCCAGGACCAGUAUUUGACAGAGUACAGGCAAGAGUCCAUGAAAUCCAAACAGAUCCAGCAACAUACUGCAAUGAUCCUGAUGGUCAUCCUGCUCACUAUGAAGACUGGUGUAGAGGAUUUGACCUUGAGCAACAUAAAGCUGAUAUUUCUGAACUUCUUGUUAACAAGCCUGAGAUAAGGUCUUUAUACACAAAACUGGUGCCAUCUGCAGUAACUAACUCGCUGUUUUGGACUCGUUAUUUUUACAAAAUGCACAGAUUUCAUCAGGAAGAAAAGCGGAAAGCUGCUUUGGUUGAAAGAGCAAAUAAAAUGGAUGAAGAGGACAUAGGUUGGGAUGAUGAAGAGGAGUCAUGGGACAUAGACGAAACGUAUUUAAAGGACAAUAAACCAGCACAUCAUACUCAAAGUGAAGCAAGUGACGAUACGAAACCUUCAACAGCAGCAACAUCCCA
This is a messenger RNA of Exaiptasia diaphana, 878 nucleotides long. Its product is annotated as BSD domain-containing protein 1-A. The record is from RefSeq and is a predicted model, not a curated record. Gene Ontology annotation, cellular component: cytoplasm. Lineage: Eukaryota; Metazoa; Cnidaria; Anthozoa; Actiniaria; Aiptasiidae.